AAACAGACGUCAAUGUCACAAAACAUUUCUUGUGUUUUCACGUGUGGCUUGCGGUCUUUAUAUUUUUCUUGCUGAUAUUUAAAUAAAAGUUGUAUCUAAUAAUGGAAGAACAUGUAGCUUUAGAUUCUAAAAAACAAAAGAAGUUUGUGAAAUCCCUAAAAGGGAUUAAGAAGUUGAUGAAGGAAACUGGUGCUUUACCAGAAAAGACGCAAAAAGAAAAAGAACAUGUCAAAACUGGGAAGAUUAAAAAGAAUAAGAGGCGUUCAAGAAGGGGUUUAGUGUAUUUGUCACACAUACCUCAUGGAUUUUACGAGCAUCAAAUGACAGAAUACUUUAAGCAGUUCGGUGUGGUGACUAAUGCAAGGGUUAUCAGAUCAAAACACACUGGCCGUUCCAAGGGUUAUGGAUUUAUUGAGUUUAGAGACUUGCCAGUCGCUCAGGUUGUGGCUGAAACUAUGAACAAUUAUUUAAUGGGGAAAAGGUUGAUUAAAGCGGUGUACAUUCCCCCCAAAGAUCAGAGAGUAAAUGCUAGAAGAAAGAAUUGGAACCUGCAAAAUAAUCCAGGAAGAAAAUUAAAGUUAAAAAUGAAAAAGUCAUACAAUGCUAAUAAAAGUGAAGAUGAAGAUAUGAAAAUAGCGUGCAAACUUUUUACCAAUUUGACAAAUACAAAGAAUAAACUUAAAGAUUUGGGUAUAGAUUAUGACUUUUUCACACCUGUUGACGUCCCAGAGGGAUUAAUGGAGCAGCUGGAAGUGAAAAAAGAAGCUGAUGACAAGAAAGAUAUUGUAGAUGAGAAACCUAAUAAAAAAAAGAAACAAAAUAAAGGUUUGAAAGAUGAAACAGAUAAAAAAACUAAUGACAUAGCUGACGCAAAAAAAGAAAAACCCACAAUGAAAGAGAAGAAACAAAAGAAAGGAAACAAAGAUAUAGAAUCAAAUGAAAAGAAUACUAUUGCAGUAGUAAACAAUAAAAAUAAAAAACAAAGCACAGAAAAAAUAAAAGAAAAUGCAAAAAAGAAUAAGAAAGAUAAUAUAGAGACUACUGUACAUGAGGCAAUUAAAAAACAAAAAUUGAAAGCAGCUGGAGUUAAACCAUUAGAAGAUUAUGUGUCAAUUGUUAAUGAGGAAGAUAAUGAGAGUGACAGUUCCUACCAGUUUGACUCUGAUGAUUUUGACAAUGAAUUAAAUGCAGACGAUUCUGAUGUUUCUAGUGAUGAUGUUGAAGACAACGAAAAUGAUGAAAGCAAUGAAGAUAACAACAAUGAAGAAUCUGAUGAAGAUGUUGAUAGUGAUAGUAAAGAAAUACCUCUGCAAAGGAAUAACAAGAAAACUAAAAAGAUUGAGGUACCUAAAGAAGCAAGUAAACCAAAAGCUAAACAAGUACCAUUUAUGCAGCUGAUGAAGAGAAAGGCUGAAAAAACGGCUGUACCAUCCAAGAAACCGAAGUUUGAGAAGCAAAAUAACAAAAAGCUCCCAAGCAAACAGUUGAAGAAGAAAAAAUAGUAAUAUUACACUUUGAAAAUGUAUUUUAGGGCUUGUUAUAAGCUUAUUACAUUUGAUUAUUCAACAAUAUAGUAGUU
Papilio xuthus (Asian swallowtail) is the source of this 1579-nucleotide messenger RNA. It is a transcript of the gene Nopp34, whose product is annotated as nucleolar phosphoprotein. The record is from RefSeq and is a predicted model, not a curated record. Gene Ontology annotation, molecular function: RNA binding. The transcript is spliced from 9 exons. NCBI's taxonomy places the organism in Eukaryota, Metazoa, Arthropoda, Insecta, Lepidoptera, Papilionidae. The coding region runs from base 102 to 1502 and encodes 466 amino acids.